Pyricularia oryzae 70-15 is the source of this 2524-nucleotide messenger RNA. RefSeq lists its product as uncharacterized. The record is from RefSeq and is a predicted model, not a curated record. Bases 667 to 1938 code for a protein of 423 amino acids. NCBI's taxonomy places the organism in Eukaryota, Fungi, Ascomycota, Sordariomycetes, Magnaporthales, Pyriculariaceae. The transcript has a single exon.
CUAUGGCCGGAUCCGUUAGAUUACGGCACGAUCCAGUACAAAGGGAAUCAAUCAGUCAAGGGCCCUACGGGUUACGGCAACGCCAUCGCGAAUGAGGAUCAAGGGAAGGGAAGGCUGUACAGGGAUAGAAAAUAAAUAGAAGAAGAAAAAAAAGAGAGAGAGAGAGAGAAAAGGACAGAACUAAGAUUGAAAUGGCUACUGCGCACACACCCCACGCGAAGCUUCGAGGCGCGUCUUUCUCGAUAACCAAACAUCUUACCGCUUACGUUCGUCCAGGACCGCGCGCAACAGAGAAAAAAGUCUACGGUACUUGGUACCAGCCUAGCUACAAUCCAACAAAGUGACACAAAAAAAAUCAAAUCAAUCGGCCAAACACUGAACCUACACUACACUACACCUACCUUCCCCUACCUAGACCCCCGACUCCAUUUUCGCGCCUUGUUUCCCGCAAAAAAGAAAGGCUCCAGCAGCACCCACCUGAUUUUUUUUUUCUUUGUCAGUAUUUCCAAGGUCGAGCAGCAGUUUUACUGCUAUUUCUGUCAAAUUCCGACCCACCAAAAAAUCAAUGGGGACUGGAGCUCCAGGAUCUCAACCUGGAUCUCGUUCAAUUGUGUCAAAACGCCAUUUUAAAACUUGAGGAUUCCACUCGCCGGCGGGGUUUUCCCGAUGCCUACCCACGGCCUUACGCUGCCCACGCCUCUGAAGUCGCCGGCCACUGCAACCCCGACAUACGAGCGCGAUCCCAUAGAGGCUCUUAGGGAGAGUCUCCAAUCCGAUGACGAUGCGACCUCUCCGAACCACGACGCCGAUGGCGAAGCCGAUGAUGACAACCUUACCGGUGCCACAAGAGGCGCGUCUGACGCGGUAGUAAACCAUCAUCAUAAUAACAACAACUCCACCUCCACCUCCACAAACAAUAAUACUGUCGCAACUGAUGCCACGAGCGAUUCGUCAUCCGCAGCCGCGGUCAUAGCAGCCGCAUCGGCCGCGGCGCAUGCGCAGCUCCAACAGUCGCAGCAGCAAGCACAACAGCAUCAGCAAACACAACAUCACAACGGCAACAACGCGGCUGCACCCAACUCAGCAUCAAAAUCACGCUUCAGGUAUGAGGCCGAGAGGGUGUUGCUGUCGGGUCCUGACGACCUCGACCUGUGGCUGGCGCAAACCGAGGCCAUCGCAACGGCCACCAACUGCUUCUCCGAGCUCACGCAACAAUUCAACGUGGCGACGUUCCCACCAGACGGCACCGUCAUGGCCCUUAUCUGCAGCGCGAGGUUCACGACCGCAUGGCGCAUCCUCGAAGAUACCAUCUCGGGACCCGUGUGGGCAAUGAUGCGCGUGUUCCAAUUGCAGGCGCACUACAAGUCACAUAUGCUGCCUAACCAGAUUUACGAGUUUGCGCGCUGGGUCGCUUCCCGGAUGCCGACCGUAGGCACCAACGAGCAGCCUCAGGAGGAGCGCAUGGCCAUGGUUACCGAGUAUAAUAUUGCCGAUCCGGCCUACUAUCCCAACCAGAGAUGCUACGAGGAUGGUAUUCAAUUCCUGCAACAGAAGCUGCACGAGCUCAUGAGGCUAGGGGAUUGGCGUGUCGCGGCCGCCAUGUAUGACGAGAUUCCAGAUUGGUGUCCAAAGCCUCCCCCGGGAAUGACAGAUGAAGACCACCAACACCAACCACAGCCCGAACAUCAACCAGAUCAGCAGGCGGCUGAUCAUCAACAGUCCAACGGGAAGGCUGAUUACUCGUCACCAUACCCACCGUUGCCUUCGGGGCAGCAAGACGGUCACGACUCGCCACAAGCCGUCACUGGCGGCUAUCCUGCGCCGCCCAUCGAGACAACCAGUACGGCGGCUAUUAAGGGGGAGCCAACUGCGGUCGUUAGAGACGAUCAGCCUCCGCCGAACAAGCGGAGACGCGGAAGACCUAGCAAAUACGCCUGAGCAUCAAGGGAGCCCGUAUCAUUCUCCGCUCUACAUUCCACCCCUUGUAUUCGUCUUCUUGACUUAUCGCCACCGUCAUGUGAUCUCUUUACAGGAUUACGGAGCGGCGUGGGUCCUUUUUCUCUCUAUCUUUUUAUCCUGUCAUGUUUACCAAACUCGCUAUAAUUGUUUUUUUUUUGUUUUCUUCGACGGGGUUAGUUGUCGCCAUACUUAGUGUUUAUACCUUGGAAUGUGUUUGUGUUUUUGGCGUUUACUUUGUGCUGGGAAUUGCGCGUUCAAAUGGGGGCACAAAAAAUCAAAGGAGCGGACGGGUAAAUUUUGCUAGGGAUAAUCCAAGGGCGGUUUGAGUUUGUCAGAGUGGUCUUGACACGCCUGUUUGGCUCAAACACGUUGCUUUCAUCCAUUCGUUAUCUUUUGUUUCUGAACCUGCUGGCAUGUCCCUCUUGUUGCUGCGUGUGCGCUCGUCUACUUGAAGUCUAUGAGCUUUGGAGCACCAGGGGUGCUGUAACUCGGACGUGGAAUGAAAUGCUUGUCGAGCUUCGAAAACUGGACUAGCGUCGUAAUGGGACAGUAUUAACACAGAGCU